AUGCUCCACGCACGCCAGGCGAGCGGGCCAGGCUCCACCGACGCGAUGGAGGUCUAUGAUCGCUACCAGGGCGGUCACCAUGGCGAGCCGGAACGGACGGUGGGCGCCGGCUUCCUCGCCAACGGAGCCGUGCCGCCGAGUGCCACAACCGCUCCUGCGGCAGAUGCCUCCCGUGACCACGGCCUGAUCAGCGUGCCAGAGGACUCGCAGCUCACUACUGCGACGGCCGCGGCCUCUAGCCCUCUGGCCGCCUCCGACGUCUUUGGGAGCCCGACACCGGCCUCGCCGCUCGCACCCGACCAACGCGGGCCCGACUCGGCAUCGCCCUCCAAACCCCACUUUGGCCUCGUCCAGGCGGCCGGCCGACCCGAACUCGAGGCGCGGCGGCUGUCGGACAUGUCGAAGCCGUUGCCGACCUUGCCCGCUGCCGCAGCUGCCGAGCAGCUGCACCUUCCCGCUCUGGACCCGAGCUCUGGUGGCGCGGUGCUGCCGGAUCGCAGCGCGGUGCACGGCAGCCUCGUUGACGCGCACGCGGACCCGGUGCGUUCGCUGGCCGACAGCAACCGCAACAGCAUCGACGACAUCCGACGCAAUCAUGCUGCCCGGCACGCUCGCACCAACCAGGCGGGCAGCGCGGCUGGUGCCGACAUCGACAGGUCUGUCGCCCUGGCGGACCCGGCCACGCCGACCCCAACCUCGCACGCGCACUACGUCUCCGACAUGUCGCCGAGCGCGCCCGCCAGCGCGGUCGGUAGCGGGCCCGGAGGCCACAGCAGCCGGCACCGACGCGGCGUGGGCUCGGAGCCGCCGAGGCCUGCCAGCGUGCUCGAGACGCGGGCGGCGCGGCAGGAGGCGGCGCAGCGCCAUGCCGGCCUGCAGGAAGAGGACGAUGAUGGCCGCGGCGGCGACGGCAGCAGCGAUACCAUGGGCCACAUCGAGCUCCCCGGCUCGUCGUCGCAGGAGACGGCCAACCCGCACCGGCAACCGCAUCCGCAGUCGCAGUCGCUGGCGCACCCGCAUCCGCAGCCCCACCCGCAGUCGCAGCAGCGGCUGCGCGCCGCCCGGGAGCGCGAAAAGGAGCAGCGGGACCGGGACCGCGAGCGUGAGCGCGAGCGCGAGCGCGAGAGGGAAAAGGAGCGGGAGCGGGAAAAGGAUCGCGAGCGCCGCAGCCGGCGGAUGCUGGGCGACUACGCUAUGGGCAAGACGCUCGGCGCCGGCAGCAUGGGCCGCGUCAAGCUCGGCGUCAAGAUGGGCAACGGCGAAAAGGUGGCCAUCAAGAUCAUCCCGCGCCACACGUCGAUGGCGGCGCUCCAGCAGCCGCGCUCGUCGGCCAACGCCGCCACCGACGAGAGCGGCAAGCCGCAGCCGCCGCCGCCACCACCGACGCAGUCGUACAUCGCCAAGGCGGCCGCCAAGGACCAGUCCAAGGAGGUGCGGACGAUGCGCGAGGGCUCGCUCCAGCUGCUGCUCCACCACCCCUACGUCUGCGGCAUGCGCGAGAUGAUGAUCCACCCGAACCACUACUACAUGGUGUUUGAGUACGUCAACGGCGGCCAGAUGCUCGACUACAUCAUCAGCCACGGCCGGCUGCGCGAGAGGAGCGCGCGCAAGUUUGCGCGCCAGAUCGGCAGCGCGCUCGAGUACUGCCACCGCAACAGCAUCGUCCACCGAGACCUCAAGAUCGAAAACAUUCUCAUCUCCAAGAGCGGCAACAUCAAGAUCAUCGACUUUGGCCUCAGCAACCUCUUCUCGCCGCACUCGCACCUGUCGACAUUCUGUGGCUCGCUGUACUUUGCGGCGCCCGAGCUGCUCAACGCCAAAGUUUACACUGGGCCCGAGGUCGACGUGUGGAGCUUCGGCAUCGUCCUGUACGUGCUCGUGUGCGGCAAGGUGCCGUUCGACGACCAGAGCAUGCCGGCGCUGCACGCCAAGAUCAAGCGCGGCCAGGUCGAAUACCCGGCGUGGCUGAGCGGCGAGUGCAAGCACAUCCUGUCGCGCAUGCUCGUCACCAAUCCGGCCAACCGCGCCACGCUCACCGAGAUCCUCGCUCAUCCGUGGAUGACGAAGGGCUACGACGGCCCGCCGGACCCGCACCUGCCCGACCGCACGCCGCUGCGCGCCGGCAACCUCGAUCCCGAGGUGGUUCGCGGCAUGACGGGCUUCGAGUUCGGAACGCCCGAGGCCAUCGAGGCCAAGCUCAACGACGUUCUCACCAGCGAGGCCUACCUGGCCGCGCUCCACGCGUGGGAGGUCAAGCACCUGCCGCCGGGCAUCGUCAGCGCCGCCGGCGCCGGCCUCAAUGGCGCCUCGGCCUCGGCCGCCGGCGCCAGCACGUCGUCGAUCGAGUCGCCCGGCAACGGCAGCAGCGUCAAUCGCGCCAUCAGCCGCGGCAGCUCCAACACCGACACGGCCAAGUCCAAGGGCGGCUCGCGCCGCUUCUCCGGCAUCGACUUCUACCGCAAGAAGCUGUCUGGCAACCCGCUGGCGGCGGCGUUUGGCGGUGGCAGCAAGGACGACUCGUCGAUCGGCACAGGCAGCGGUGGCGGCGGCAGCGGAGGCGGCUACGGGGCCAGCGCCAACGGAGCCUCCAACGGCCUCAGCUGGGGCUCGAGCGGCAAGGAGACCAUCGACCCGACCAAGGGCUUCCACCCGCUCAUCUCGAUCUACUUUCUCGUUCGCGAGAAGAUGGAGCGCGAGAGGCUCUACGGCCACUCGUUCUUCGCCUCGUCGAACCUCUCUCUCACCAACAGUUCGGCCGCCGCGGCGUCUUCUUCGCAGGCCAACACCAUCAGCGCCGCUGCUGCCGGGAGACCUCCCGCGGCGAUGCCCACCGCCGCCGACAUUCCGCAGGAGGCGCUCCGCAUGCCCGAGGCGCCGCACGUCUCCAACCGCGCCUACGACCCGUCGCGCCAGGAGGCCGCGUUUGCUGCGGCGCCCGCACCGCCGCGGCCCGUCGCCGCCUCGGUGCCGCCGUCGCCCACGCCCGUGUUUGACUCGCGCGAAAAGUCGAGGCCGAUGGCCAACAUGGUCGGCCCGCCGCGCGCCCGCGCCAAUGCCGAAGAGAUCGAGGCGGCGCUCCGCGAAAAGGGCCUGCCGGUUCCGGUGUCGAUGCCUGCGCCGGCGUCGUCGACGAUGCGCGCCUCGGCGCUCGGACCGGCCGAUGCUGGAGUGCCCGCGUCGCGCGCCUCGAUGAUGGGGCCCGAGCCCAGCUUCGCCGUCGCGCACCACCACAAGCGCAGCGUCAGCCUCACUGCGCGACGACCCUCGAGCGCCGCCGGUCCGGUGGGCAGGCUGUCGCCGGCGGUGCCCCUGCCCCUCCCGCCACAUGCCACCCCGCUCACGUCGGGCGCAGGCGAUCAGCCGACCCUCGUUGACCAUCCCGCGGGAGCUGACACCGUCGGCGGCGAGGCGACGAUGCGGCCAUCGAGCGCAGCCGCAUCCGCCGCCAUGGCCGCCAAUCGGGACAACCGCAAGAGCAUCCAGGUCGUCACGCCGCUGCCUCGUCUGGGCGGCGGCGAGUCCCCUUCGGUGCCGUCGUCGCCGGCGCCCGCUCAGGGAGGCUACGGGGCCAGCCUGGCGCGGCGCUUUGGCUCGUUCAUGAGUCGCUCUCCCUCGACGCCGCUCGAUGCCGACGCCAAGGAGCGCAGGCGGCACGCCAGGAUGAGCACUGGCGGCAUCGGGCCCGCGUCGCGGCGCGGCAGCAUCCAAGUUGGCUUGUCGGGCGUCGAGGAGAGCGACGUGGCCCGCAAAGACCAGCAGCAGCAGCAUCAGCAGCACCAGCAGCAACAGCAGCAGCAGUCGGACGACGACCCGUUCACGGCGCCGGCCAACGGGGCCACGGUGCGUCGUUCGGGCACGCUGGGCGACAUGCCGACCUCGCGGGCGAAUGGCGCCGGCGCGGGGCGCAAAGAGGCCUCGCUGGGCCCGGCCUCGGUGGGUCGUGCGGCUGGCCUGUCGAUGUCGCCGCCCAACGGCAGCGGCGGCGCCACUUCGUCGGGACGCCGGCCGAGCACGGGCAUCAACCCGUCGCUCAGCGCGCCGUUGGGCUCCCUUUCGCAGGAACCGUCGGCGCGCUCGCGCGAGGGCGCCGGCGGCUGGAUCGGGGUGACGAGCCCGGCCCAGGCCGAGAUUCUCUCGUCGACGUCCAAGCACGGCGGGUCUGCGCUGGCCGCCGCCAACGGGCGCGAGCACGGCUCCAAACCCGUGUUCCUCAAGGGCCUGUUCAGCGUCCAGACAACGAGCACCAAGCCGCGCGCCGUCAUCCAUGCGUCGCUGGUCAAGGUGCUCGACCUCAUCGGCGUCCAGUACCGCGAGAUCAAGGGCGGCUACGAGUGCGUCCACCUGCCCAGCCUCGACUUUUCGGGCGCCGACUCGCUGGGCCAGGGCAACGUCCGCAUCCCGAUCGAGGAGCACCAGGCGGCGAUGGCGGCGGCCGCCGCCGUCGGCAACGGCAACAGCGCCAACGCCGCUUCGGGUGCCGAUGCGAUCGAGAGCAUGAUUGGCGCGACGGGGGACGAGGUACGGCAGCCGAAGCGCAAGCAAAGCCGCAUCUCGUUUGUCUCGAGCCGCAAGGACAAGGAGCGCGCGCGGCGCGAAGGCUCGGUGGCCGAGAGCGCGUCGCCGAUGCCGCCGCCGCUGCCGGCCAAGACGAUGAAUACGGCGGCGGCGACCGAGCUGGCGGUGCGCUUUGAAAUCUUUGUCGUCAAGGUGCCGCUGCUGCUCGGCGUCAAUGGGCUCCAGUUCCGCCGGGUGGCGGGCAACCCGUGGCAGUAUCAGAUGCUGGCCAAGCGGAUCCUCCAGGAGCUCAAGCUGUGA
Pseudozyma flocculosa PF-1 is the source of this 4815-nucleotide messenger RNA. RefSeq lists its product as uncharacterized. Gene Ontology annotation, cellular component: cytoplasm. Lineage: Eukaryota; Fungi; Basidiomycota; Ustilaginomycetes; Ustilaginales; Ustilaginaceae. Gene Ontology annotation, biological process: intracellular signal transduction; protein phosphorylation; microtubule cytoskeleton organization. Gene Ontology annotation, molecular function: protein serine/threonine kinase activity; tau-protein kinase activity; ATP binding. The transcript is spliced from 4 exons. The coding region runs from base 1 to 4815 and encodes 1604 amino acids. The record is from RefSeq and is a predicted model, not a curated record.